Messenger RNA from Durusdinium trenchii, 2460 nucleotides. The record is from the annotation of a GenBank genome assembly. NCBI's taxonomy places the organism in Eukaryota, Dinophyceae, Suessiales, Symbiodiniaceae.
AUGGCCGCAAUGGCACAUAUGAAGAAGUCGAUCGCCACCAUCAAGCACGCUGGACUGCUUGUAGCACUGUCAUUACUUGUGGGGGUAAUCAGCUUCGCUGUGUUCAAGAAUGCCUUGCAGGGAGAAUUUGUAUAUGACGACACUUACGCAAUUGUUCACAAUCCCGACCUUUAUUCAUCGCAGCCGUGGAUUGACAUCUUCAGACACGAUUUUUGGGGAUUUCCCCUUGAAUCGGAGAAGAGCCACAAAAGCUAUCGGCCUUUGACCACACUGACUUUUCGCUUCCAAAUGAGAUAUGCAGGCGACCAAGCUGACUCGCAAGCAGCCAAUAUGAUGCACAUGUUCAAUGUUCUAAUACAUGCGUUGAACUGCGGGCUGUUGCCGGCUCUCUUUUGCGCUUUUGGUUUUCGCUUGACUGAAUCAGUUCUGGCAGCCCUACUAUUUGCCUGUCAUCCUGUACACGUGGAAGCUGUGGCGAGUCUUGUGGGCCGGGCAGAACUACUUGCUGCGCUGACCACAAUCCUGAGCCUGAUUCUGUGGCAACUUCAUUGGCCCUCCUCUUUGCUCUUUGCUUCUUCAGCUUUGCUUUGCAAAGAGACUGCUACUGCGGUGGCACUACCACUCUGCUCAUGCCUGGAGCUGUUCCAGUGGAUGUCCGGAAAGGCAUCAAGGCCGGUCUUGAAAAUCUUGCUGCCCCUGGUCUUGAUGGCUGCUUUGCUCGCAGCUCGUUUGGCUUUGCAUGGUGGGCUGCAGGCUCGUCCGUUUAUUCACCCAGAGGCAAACCCUGGUGCCUUCGCAGCAGACCCCAUCACCAGAGUCUUGACUCUUCACUACUACUUGUUCAGGCAUUUGCGCUUGUUGAUUUGGCCAUGGCCGUUAUGCUGCGAUUGGAGCUACAUGUCUAUAGCCUCACUGGCAAGUGCAAGGGACUUGCGUGCAAUGAUACCUUUGUGGGUGAUCUAUGGACUCCCGUGGUGUCUCUUCAAACUUAGCAGAGAACAUGGUGCAGCAAAAGGAGUCCACCGUGGCAUAUUGAUUUCCAGUCUUUGGCUUUUAAUGUCACUUUUGCCGGUCUCAAACCUGCUUUUCACGGUGGGGUUCACGGUCGCCGAGCGUGUGCUCUACAUUCCGUCGAUUGGUUCCUCGGCAAUUCUGGCGCGGUUCCUCCUUCAACUAGGCCGCCAAGGCCAUUCGCAAGGCCAUUGGCAAGGCCAUCGGCAAGGCGUGGUUGGCGUGGCUUUGCUGUUGGUGCUUUUUGUUUGGUCGAGGACAUGCCUUGAACACAGCAAAGUUUGGUGGACAGGAGAGAGUCUCUACCGUUCCGCUCUCACAGCUAACCCGCGCAACGAAAAACUACAUGAUCUUUUAGCUACAAGGCUGCAGAAUAGUGGUGGAAACUUGGAGGAGGCAAUCUGGCACGCUGAAGCGGCAAUCAAAUUGAAUGCAGGAUACUGGCAUGCCCACGCCACGCUUGGGCAACUAAAAUUGGCCACUGGAUCAAAAUCACUUGCAAUUGAGCACUACAAGAAGGCAUUGCUCUUGGCGGAGAGGCAGCAAUUAGAUGAUGUUGCCGAUGCGCCCAAGGUCCGAUUGAACCUUGCUGUGAUGCUGCAAGAUGUGGAUGUUCAGAGUGCAGAGGAACAUUUUCGGCGACUCUGCACCCUGCCAUCGAGUACCCAAGGCAUGGCCAUGGUGAUUUUUGGGGCAUUCCUGGAGUCACAAGCUAGGGGGAACAGCAGCAGACUGGCAGAAGCAGCGACGAUGUAUGAGAGUGCGCUGCGUGCACCCACCGGCGCACCGGAGAGUGUGGCACAUUUGCGUUUGGGAUCCGUGCUCCGAAAGCUGGCAAAGCUGGUCGGAAAGGAGCCGACGAACCCACCACUCGAGGCCACGGGAGCAAAGCCCACAAAGCUCCAGCGUGCCAAGCUGCCUGAAAGAAUUGUAUCCUCCUGCUCAAAGGACUCGUUGCCCCUUCCUAGCCUUCGUGGAUCUUUGUACCAAGCAUCUCGCUGUUGGAGCAAGCUUUUCCGGCAGAGAUCUUGCAAUCUCGACCUGGAUUUAGUCCGGAUUCCGGGCUUAGCUCCUUGCCGGGAAGCUCCAGAAACUUUUGGAGCUGGGAGAGAGCUUCUGAGCUGUUUGUGGGUGGCGUACACAGAAGGCCCGAGCAACAGUGAAGAGGAAUUUUUGCUGAGCACUUGGCAGCUACCGGCCACAGAUGAGAGGUCAAUGCAUCACUUCCAGCAAGGUUUGAAAACCGCCCUGGCUCCGAAUUCUGAGCCCUUGGAUCCUGGUGCACGAAAGUGGCGAGAAGCUUUGGCUGUGGUAGGUGCUCGGCUCACUCUCCAAGGGCGAAUGGAAGAGGCCAAAGCGUUGCUCCAAGAUCCACGCGCCUUGCUACCAAAGCUAGCAACAGAACAACUGAAGGCAAGAGAGUGCGCAAACACAUCGAGGCUUGGCUGA